AUGUCAUUCAGUAUGGAAGGUAAGGAACUUCAAGUUAUGGAACAUAUAGAAAUUGAAGUUCGAGAACCUUGCAUAUAUAGAGUACCAAGUAGGAUACGUGAUGUGAAACCUGAAGCCUAUACACCUCAGAUGGUCGUCAUUGGCCCGCUUCAUCGUUCUCCCAAACCAUCAACUGCUACGGAUGGUGCUGAGACGAGUAGCAGCUAUCCAUGGCAUCUGAAAAAGGAAUAUAUUAAGAUGGAAGAGAAAAAGAAAACGUACUUGGAAUCUUACACUCAAAGAGUUGGGGAAGAUAAAAUCGAGGAAAUGAGGAAAACCAUACAAGCCCAAGAAGAAAACAUUCGGGCUAGCUAUGAAGAAUCAACUGAAUGGAUACCAUCCGAAUACUUCGUAGAACUUAUCCUUGAGGAUUCAGUUUUCAUUAUGGAGUUCAUCAUAAGAAAAAAUAUUCAAUUUCCUUCAUUGGUUAGACAAGAUUUAUUCUUGCUCGAGAAUCAACUCCCCUAUUUCAUUUUCUAUAUCUUGUUCAAUUCCAUUGUAACGGAAUUGUGUGUUCGUGAUCGUGAGACCUUUGACCACUUUAUCCUGAAAUGUUUUGACCUAAAAGUCCAAGAGAAAACAAACUUCAAGCAUUUCAUAGACAUGUUCCGGUAUGUGUACGAACAAUCGCUUGACGACAUUCCAGAACAGAUGAGAAGAGUUUGGAGAUGGCCACUUAUCACAGAGUUGAGGAACGCGGAUUACCUAUCACAAGCCGGAGUAACUUUCAAGUCAUCCGAUCUUUUGGAUUUCCCAAACUAUAUGGACGAUGAAAAACCUGUUGUCCACAAGAUAAAGCGGAUGCUCACGGUGGGUAACGAAAAAAAAAGAGAGAGGGUUGAGGGGUUUUCAUUGCAUGUGGUGUUUGAGAAAGGCUGCUUAACGAUGCCGGGUUUCUUUGCUGAUGAAGUAUCUGAUAUGUAUCUAAGGAAUGUAAUUGCAUAUGAGCAGUGCGAGUCCCAUGAAACAGUACCCUUUACUUCUAACUACAUACAGUUCUUAAAUUUCCUAAUUACUUGUGAUAGAGACGUCCAGCUACUCACAGAAGAAGGAGUGGUAACGAACAGUAUGGGUCGGCCCAGCUUGGUGGUGGACAUGGUGAACAAAUUACAGAUUGGUCUGAAAACUGGGGCUCCCUCCCAAUACCACUACAUAGCCAAGAAGCUCAAAGCUCAUUAUAAAUCUCGAAGAAAGAUGUGUUGGGCUACUCUUAACAAAGUAUACUUCAGCGACUUGUGGACUGGGACAGCUAGUAUAGCUGCCGUGUUGCUCUUGUUAAUGACUCUGGUUGGGACGGUUGCUUCUGUCAUCCAAACAUACCAAAGCUUCAAGUAAUACUAUAUGUAUGCUUUUAUCUAUCGUCUAAAACUUGUUUUCUCCAAGUAUUUCUGUAAGGUUUAUGCAUGUACUUUGGUAAUUGAUUGUUGAAUUCUCAAAAAGAUUGGGACAAAACUAUAGUUUUUUUC
This is a messenger RNA of Capsella rubella, 1505 nucleotides long. RefSeq names its product UPF0481 protein At3g47200. The record is from RefSeq and is a predicted model, not a curated record. Bases 1 to 1374 code for a protein of 457 amino acids. NCBI's taxonomy places the organism in Eukaryota, Viridiplantae, Streptophyta, Magnoliopsida, Brassicales, Brassicaceae. The transcript is spliced from 5 exons.